AUUUGGUAUCAGAUUAGGUUGUCCUGAAUCCCUCUCUGUUGUGCCAUGGCACUCCGAUCGUCCACGAUGGAUCAUCCAGAUCCUACCGUCCGUGAGCUGCUCGAUGCAAUGGCGUUGAUGGAGAAUCGCUUGACUGAGGCGCUGGCGGGCCGUGGUGGCGAGCAGACUCCUGCCUCCUCCUUCGCCUCGUUGUUUGACUCGUUCGAGGGCACCAUAACUUCCUCCACCAUAGCGCUACAAUACAACGACGUGUUCAGCUCUUCGGUGGGCGCGGCGUACGCCGCAAGCCCCUGUGCGCGGCCGCGUUCUCCAUCUUACGACGACGACGAACCGGUCUUCGAUGCAUGGCCUCUCUUCGACGAGGAACCUGUCGACAGCGCUACCACUCAGGCUCUCUUCUCCGACGAUGCCGACCACUGCUUCGGCGACGAGCUCGACACCGACCGGACCAUGGAGUUCUGCUUCCCCACCUCCGAGUUCGACAUCAAGCAAGUCGUGGCUGUGGUCAGCAACACCAAGGACACGCUGGAGUUCGCCAGGGCGCGAAGGGUCGAGAUCCGCACGCGUGUGACCAUGGCGUGCGAGGACUGGGUGGUGGACCACAACGUGGAUGCCGCGACGGUGGCCGACAUGGCGCACCUCGCACACGACUACUUCACGCUUCCACCCGAGGACAAGCCUCCGCUUGGCCCCUACAUCGACACGGCUCCAUCUCCAGCUUCCUUUAUCCCACAGUUGGUGGAUACCGAGGAGGAGGAUGAGGUUUUCCACACCUCGCCCAGCACGUGUUCGACGAUGGUCCCCAACCGCGAUGCCACCACCAGCAUGCUCGCCAUGGUCGAGGCCACCUGGAGCGACAACGAGUAUGCGCUCGUGGACCUGCAGUCCAUCUGCUACUACUCCACGUCCAAAGGCAUCUGUGAGUACCCAGACCUUGUCAGGCACUACCUGGGCAGCGUCGUACUGCCAGGCGACAACUACUAUGUCGCCCUCAAUUCAGUGGUGUUCAGCGACGGGUCCUUUAGCUUCGUUCCCAAGGACACAGUCUGCCCCAUGGAAAUCUCGACCUACUUUAGGAUCAACGACAAGGAGACCAACCAGUUUGAGAGGACUCUGAUUGUGGCCGAUGAGAGAUGCACCUAUGUCUUGCUCAUUGAGUUGUGUCUUCAGGUUGAUGGUGUUAAAGUUUGGCUUCCGCCUUGGCCACCACCUGUUUGGACAUUCUGGCUACUUUAUGAUGUGUGCAGCGGCAUGCAUUACAACUGCAGAGACUGUGCCUGGUUCAAGGGUAUAUGGUAGCCACUAUUUUUGGUGACCCCAUUUUAUAUUCGACGGCUGAAGCUUGGUUGGGACGUUUUUCUGGGAAAGGAAAUUGGAGAGCCGCGGGGACUGAAGUGGUUGGCUGUUAGUUCGUGGAAUAUGGCUGAGAAGAUGCAAAAAGGGGGCAAGUAUGAUUAUGCCUCUGAAUUUUUGGAGUUUGCAGAUGAAUUUUUCAGUUCAAUGUUCUCUGUGGUUCUGUCCACCAGAUGUUUGCUAAAUUGUUUCAUCGUCCUACACACUUGUUUUUCGACUGCAAUUUCAAUACCGAAGCUCGGUGAUGCGGAUAACGGUUUUGCUGGAGCUAUUCUUGAAGAUCAGAUAUUCAUUGAUACCCUGACCUCCAGAAAAGAAAUGAAAGGACAGGUGCACAAAAUAGCUUGUCACUUGCUAUAUACUAUGUUGGGACAUGUGCACAAGACUGCAUCCAAUGGAGAUAAGCGGGCCUCAUUACAUAGUGAUAGGAGAACCUGGGGUCUAUGUGACAGAUGUCUGGAGAAGUGGUCUUAUGGUCAGAAAUGUACUCAUUCUGUUCAGCUUCAUGUCGUGGAUGGGGUCUUGGAAUUAGUCAGCACAGACAGUGAGACUCGCCACCACGGAAUCGAGGGUCCACAACUCAGGAUGACUUUAUCCCAGGCAGCUUGUUCAGGCUCGGACAGACGCCAAACGUUGAAGUUCAGAGGAUCCCUUCAGUCUAUCCCUUUGUUGAUUUUGGUGGGCUCAGGAAGUUCCUACACUUUCGUCAUCAAUCGAUUUCCGUCCAGUUUACCAGGAGUUUCAGACAUGAUCAGCACUGAAUCUGUGCAAGUGGACAACAGGGAAAUCAUGUCUUGUCAACAUUACCGGCUGACUAUGGAAUGGUUCAUACAGGAUUACAAGUUUGUGUCCAACAUCUCAUUAUUGCCCUUGUCCAAAUAUAAUUUAGUUGUCAACAGGAAUUGGUUGGAAGCAUACAGUCAUAUGUCAACAGGAGAUGGAUAUACCAAUACAAGGGAACUACGGUGUUGCUACAUGGAUUACCUCCCGCAGCACCUACUGGCACUUCUGUUGAAGUCUUGCUAUUGUCAGAUUCUUCAGUUAGCACUCAACAUUCUCUCUGAUACAACACCGGUGCACCCUGACUACAAUUUUGUGAAGCUUGUCAUUUUUGCGAAGCUAUCUGACUACAGUUCUAGGCAGAUGGAGCUGCAAUACUUCCAUAAGAAUGUCAUCACCUGCAACCAGUUCCGUAUCAUGCUGGCUACACUAUCAGCGGCUUGGGGGCAAGCCGCAUUUCGAGGAGUGGGGAAUGUCAGCAACACGUAUCCAGGAGAUGGCUGAGAAGGCAGCAACAGAUGGAGAAAGCUGUCAGCAAGCUGAGUAGAAGGAAACGUGGGCCAAUGUGGGCCAAAUGUGUGGGCUGCGAUCCAGUAUAGAUUUCUAUAAAAAGAAUGUCUUGUAAUAGGAGAGGGACCAAGAAGAGAAUAUUGAAAUCCACUGUCGUGUCUAUCGGCUCAUUCUUCCCCUUUUCCAAGCAUUGCUCUCCUGCUACCUCCGAUCUCCCUUCUUCGAUCCCAAUAAUAUCUCUGUCGUUAACACCCCAUCGCCACAUGGCCUAGGACAAGCUACACCCCAUUGCCACAUCUCGACGUUGGAAGGCCAUCGAUUCGCUAGCUCCGUCGUGCCGAGGUACGCCCCACUGACCAGGUGAUUGGUUGACCAUCUCUAUUGUUCUUCCUCCUCUCCAAUUAUACGUUGGAAGUCCGUCGAGCCACCAGUGUCGUCGCGCCGAGGUACCCCUUGACUCUGGUGAUUGAUUGGGCGUCACUACUGCUCCUCCUCCUCCUCUCCGUUUCUACCCAAGGGGAGCGAGGAGACAAACGUGUGGCCUGCCACGGCGAGGCGGUGGGGAUCCAGUCCUCCAUCCCUUCAAUUUGGCCUUCUCUAUCUGGGUCCCUCUCUAUUUAGCCACCCGUUCGACACACGCUGCUACAAGCUCUUCGUGAUCAGUCAAAAAUAGUGAGAUCGAGUUGUUUGGGGGGAGCACUGCAUGAGCCCUCCUCCGACGGACACCCUCUCCGUUCUCUAGCGAUCGAGAUGUGCGAAAUUCUGAUGUGCGAGAUCGAGGGCCACCACCUCACGUCGGCAGCCAUCGUCGACCAUGAAGGCGCCGCCUGGGCUCAGAGCACUGCAUUCCCCGAGGUCACCGCUACCUUCAUGCGAACCAUUCCUCUGCCGUAAAGUCCGACGGCAGCCACGUGGUACCAGGCCACAGCUGGCCCACACGUCAUCCACCCGGCUACCACAACGUUCACGGAUGUUACGGUAGAGGAUCCUGCCGGCACCGUCACAUUCGAUUCCCCUUGUAUUACAUAAACGUUGUUGUCUGUGUGACCAAUUCGAUCUGAUCCCGCUAGCUGACACCUAACAUGUGAAGGGAUAGAUUUUGCUGUGACGUCAUCCACCCAAUUCAAGCCUGAGAUGGCCAACAUCAUGAAGGAUUUCGAUGAGCGGGGGCACCGUACCUUGCCUCGACCGGCCUGUUCCUGGGAGCCACCAAGUACACUGUCAUCCAAGGCAAGCUUGGUGCUGUUAUUCGUGGCAAGAAGGGAUCCGGUCUGUGAGGCCAAUAGUAUCCUUUAUUUAUAUUUUUCAUGUGAGAUCCUAAAUGAAAAUUCACUACUGGAUUUGACUUUGCUGGUUUCACAAACCUAUACGUUUUGAGACAGUCAUGCCAAGGUUUCAUUA
This is a messenger RNA of Zea mays, 4044 nucleotides long. Its product is annotated as UPF0051 protein ABCI8, chloroplastic. NCBI's taxonomy places the organism in Eukaryota, Viridiplantae, Streptophyta, Magnoliopsida, Poales, Poaceae. The transcript has 2 exons. Gene Ontology annotation, biological process: iron-sulfur cluster assembly. The record is from RefSeq and is a predicted model, not a curated record. Bases 46 to 1299 code for a protein of 417 amino acids.